Trachymyrmex septentrionalis is the source of this 1519-nucleotide messenger RNA. RefSeq lists its product as uncharacterized. NCBI's taxonomy places the organism in Eukaryota, Metazoa, Arthropoda, Insecta, Hymenoptera, Formicidae. Bases 223 to 1470 code for a protein of 415 amino acids. The transcript has 4 exons. The record is from RefSeq and is a predicted model, not a curated record.
UAAUUAUUAAUUCCUUGUUUUACUUGAAAUUUUAUCAAGGCCAAUGUAAUACAUCUUACAUCUCAACAGUUUUAGAUUUUUGAAUCUUUUUCGAGUGAUUCUUGUUAUUAAAUUGUGAUAAGCUUAUAUACUAGAAAGUAUAGCAGAUUUGUGAACUGUGGCUUAUAAAGUGCAUAUAAAGAAGUGGAAUUUAUUUUGCACUGGUAAAAGAAAUAUUUUGUCAUGAAGGUUUUAUGCAGUUUAAUGAUGAUAAUGAUUCUCCGGCAGGCUAUCGCCGGAAUCGUUAGGAAGCCGCCGGCUUUUUCAACAUCAGUGUAUUCGAAUUCGUAUCUCCCCGCUGCUAUGCAGGUAAUUUUUCACGCAGUUGAGCAACUGAAGCUGCUUCAAGCGGAAAAAAUAUUGCAGUUAGAGUUAGUGACUUCCUCGUCGAUAUCGACGACCCAAUCGAUGAAGAAACAGCAACCGCAAUCGACGACACCCGAGGGAAUUUCUAUAAUUUCAACAGCUACGACCGCAAAAGUGCAUGAAGAGAGGACAGAAAUAUCCAUAAUAUCCACUCCCAUAAUAUCUACUUCGACUCUGACGAAUGAGAUAUCGAGCCAAAGUUCAUCCAAGACUUAUGAUAAUUCGACAGAAGUCGCUCAACGUUUAGCAACUUCGACUGCGAGCGUCGUAUCUGAUCAUAAAGAGACACCAGAAGUGAAUCAAGAGACUACUGAAACGAAUUACGAAUUACCAGCAACGCCGGAAACGAAUCACGAAUCACCGGAGUCCGUACAGGAGAUUCCGGAAUCGAAUCAGGAAGUCACUGAGAACGAAAAAUCUUCAAAUCUUUCAAUCACUGAACAUUCUUUUGGCAAAGUAUCAACUCAGAUCCAAACGCAACAACAGGCUUCUAUUACGCAAGUGUCGGAUUUUCAGAAAACGAAAAAACCUACCGUUGAUAGCGUCGUGGACGAAAUUCACAGAAUCGUGAAGACAACUACAUCCCUAUUCAGCGACGAAUCGGAUGACAGCGAUGAGUCAAAAAGUGUGGAAACAUCGAUCGAAAAGUCAGAAAAAAUUGAAGAAGAAGAAGAGGAAACAAGAUUUUGUUUACUCGGCGAAAGAGUGGCUCAAGUGCCGCGUCCAAGCUUGAAUCAUUAUUUAAGGCGUUCCAAAGUACCACCUAGGCCGUCUCUUCAACAAAUGGCGAAUCUUUAUGACGCCCUCAGCAAAGACGCGCGGAAGCAAGGAUUCGCGCGUUUUGCUGGCUACACAGACGAAAUCUUAAAGAUUUUGUAUUCAUCCGCUGAGGGUGGCAUCGGACCGCAGCUGAAACAGCUGCUAAAGAAGGUGGUAGAGAAGAACGAACUCACUAGAGAUGAUGCGAAGUUGAGAACGUCGCAAGCACUGCGUGAUCUCGAUAAUCCUGCUAGCGCGCUCAGUAUGGACCUGAGACGUCUGUUACCGUUGCGUUAUACGUUUUAAUUCUUUGAGAAACUUGCAACAAUCUUAGAAUAUUAGAAAUAAAAAUACG